AGCUGAUUGCUGAUUGGUUAGCGACCGGUGUUUUGAGUUUAUACAACGGCGCAGGCUCAGCUGUAGCGUAUUUUCAUUUCAGACUUUCUGCCGGUGUACUUUUGGAUUCUUACUUAUUUCUUUACUCGGCGUGAAGUUAUUUCAUCAUUCGGUAUACCAGCCGGCACGUUUGUGUUUUUGCCACAUUAGACAAUAGUUUUUAAAAUGGUUCGUGUCGUUAGUCAAAAUUUUAGUCCACCCAGAAGCCGACAUAGCUCUGGUGAAACGGACAGAGAUCUUGCGGAAAGAGCCAAUGCAGCCCUCUCUUCUUUAGGCCGUAAACGUUUUGAAAUUUCUGAAUACGAAUCGUCAAGUGAUUCAUUUUGGGAUUCGGAAUUGGAUGACACUCUUGUAUCUGAGGGUGGUGAAACAAGUAACGAUAUUAAUGGAAAUGAAAACGCUGAAAAAUCGGAAGUGCAAAUUAAAAGAAAAGAGCGACGACGUGAAAGAAAUAAACUUUCUGCCCAAGCGUACAGACAGAGGCGAAGAUAUCAAAAUGUUAAAGAACAGCAGCAACUCAUGCAGCUGGAAGCUGAGAACAAAAGACUGCAUAAACUUGUCGAAGCCCUAGAGAAAAAAACCGAAGAUGCAAGACAGCUUUUGCGAGGACAUUCAGUCCCCAUGCCAGAACCCAUGGGAGCUGCUGGAGGCUCGUGUCCCAUUACACCACUUAGCUAUGAAAAUAGUGUUGAGAAGACGCCUAACAAGAACACACUGAGUGCUUGUCCUGCUUAUGUGGCCCAGUUAGAUUAUAACCAUCACCCUCCUUUCAACCCUAAUUCUAUGAAAAAAUUAAACAUAGAUCCUUUUAAAAGAUUACCCGUUCCUUUAUUUUCAAAUCCAAAUCCUGUGUCUGUUAAUCCACCUAACCAGGAUAACCCCCCUGUUUUGUUAAUCCCAGGGAAUAAAAAUCAAAGUAUUGAAAAAAAUUUAAAUAGUAACGCUUUUAAAACCUUUAAGCCUUUGUCUAAGCCUUUAAUGAAUCAGGAUGGUCCAUCUCCCCUUAAUCUUUGUAGUGCCCCAACUUGUAAAGAUGAAACUAGAAUCUCUCCUUGGUGGAAUGUGAGCUCGGAAUCUGUCUUUAGCGUUAAUAUGGAAUCGUGCAAUAACAUAAAUUUCAACAAUGGACACUGCAAUGCUGCCUCUGAAGUAGGAUUUACAAAUGAUGCAAAUGGCAACAAGAACUGUGAUGAAAAGUUUAUCCUCGACCCGUCUACCAAUGCUAAUUUAGUGACUUUAAAUUUGAAUCAAACCACAGCUGAGAGUUGUUUCCAGAAGCGUCCAGAGAUAGAAAACAACCCUCGCAAGUUAAUGUCUCCAUCUCUCAAGUACAAUGUGGCCCCGGCCGAACAAGUCAUGCCUGUUUCUGUCAAGUAAAUAAGCAAAUCAUGCUUGCUACCCCGUAUUGCAAAUUUAAAGCAUGUUUGUAAAAUUAUACAAAGAUCUGAUCUCUGUUGGUUGAGAAAGCAUUUGUUAUAAAUACUACAUAAUUUGAAAUAAAUGUGUAAUUUAAAAAAAAAAGUAUAUAAAAAUUGAGCUAAAUAUUGUAAAUAUAUUUUUUAAAUUUAGCUGAGUGUACAUUUAAAUUGCAACUUUGUUUAGUCAUUUCGGAGCAAUAAACUAAAAUAAUCUACCAGCAAGUAAAUUAGAAUUAAUUAUAAACGAAAUACCUUUAGCUAUUUUAAAAAAGCCAGUGCUAGAUUUAUAAAUGGUGCUGAUCACUUUGAUAUGAAACUUUUCCCCUGAUAAUUUUUUGCACAUCUGUGAUUACCGGACAUGCUGUUAGAAUCCAGCAACUAAGUGUAGCGACCCCCUUCUGGCGCAAAAAACUAUUCCCCCUCCCCCCCUCCAAUUUAUAUUUUUGUUAAAAAGCGCUUAUCCCUCUCCCAAUUCCAAAAGGUCAGGCGCUUUUUUAACAGUCACUGUCCCUUAAUAGUUUUUAUUUUGGUGUCACACAGUUGUUGUAGAAACCAGUUAAAUAAGUCUGUAAAGCCAACUAGUAGUCUAUCUUCUUUACUUUGUGUACUUUUUAGUAAAGUCUACUGCUCCUACCUAACUACGACUUUGGUAAUGUGACAUAUUAUAUUGUUAAAUAUGUUGCUUCCUAUGCGCAACACUUGGCGUGAAUGACACUUAAUAGUAACACCAACUUAAUCUCUUUUCAAAGAAUAACUGUAGAAAUUGUCUUAGUAAAAUUUAUGUUUAACAAGCAAUACUGAAUUUGUUUGGGUAAUUUGCUGUUUUCCCCCUUAAAAGAUAUAUACGCUGUAAAAUGUUUUACCAAUAUUGCUACAAAUUAGCUAAUGUACCUUGAAUUUGUUUUUUAUAAAUUUUAAAUUACCCUUUUUUUAUAUUUUAGCAUGUAUUUUUAUAAUGUGUAAUAUGAUGCUUAUUACAUAGUCACAUUUUUAAAUUUAAAAAGUAUGAAAUAUGAAAGUAUGACAUUUUAUUGCUUUAAAUAGUACAGAAUGUGAGUGUAUUCUUUAGUUUCUUUUAUUUCUAUGCAUCCUAACAUGUGCUUGUUUAAUAACAGAUUUUAAAUACCAAUACAAACAUUUAAACUAGAUAGAUCAAUAUAACAAACUUAGGCAAUCUUACAUAUCUAAUACAUUUAGUAAGCUUCCUAUCAUCAAAAAAGUAAAUGGGAAUAUUUAAGCAAAAAUAUUUUUAAAAAAAGCUCACAAAAAUCAAUUCAAAUAAAAUGUAUUAAAUUUAUCAAAUCCUGGCAGUUAAUAUUUGUUAAAUUAUUUCAUAGCCCCUUUAGAUUUAUUUUUGGUAUCAGCUUUGUCUUCUGCUUAUCUGUUCUUGAUAAUGAGUUUAAUAUGUACUAAUGAGCUGGGUGAAAAAGUAAGGGUAAACCAUUCAACCAGGAGUUGUAAUCAACCAUACUAUGAAUUACUAUGUGUUUAACAUUUUUAACUUAAAGGCUAUUUGUUGGCUAUUUUUACAUUCAAUUUAGCUUUUUCUUUUUAAUGUUUGCUUAUUAUAAUAUUGUAAGGUUAUAGUUAAAUGGAGUUAGCUUUAAGCUUAAAUAACCUAUCUUUAAAAAUGCAUUUUUUAAAUGAGUUCAAAUUUUGCUACUGUUUUAUAUAGUUGAGCUCUAACAAAGAUUUUAAAAUGGUUUUUGCUUUGUAUAGAACUAUUUUAAAAUGUUUUGUUAAACACAUCAUUAUGUAAUGGUUACCCUUGAUUACAACCAGGCAGUAAAAAUAAAAUAUCAUUAAAGCUUAUUUUCCUGUUUAUUCUUAUUUUUUUGGAAAUAUUGCAGCAUACAAGUAAUGUAUGCAUGGUAAUUUUCUUUUAAAAUAAAUUCAAUCAUAUCCUGCACAAAAGCAAUCAUCAAUUUAUCUGAUUUGUAAUUUGCCAUAUUAAUAAUUUUUCUAAUUCUUUUUGUCAAGUAUGUUGCUUAAUAAACAGCACAUUAUCUUG
This is a messenger RNA of Physella acuta, 3468 nucleotides long. RefSeq lists its product as uncharacterized. Lineage: Eukaryota; Metazoa; Mollusca; Gastropoda; Physidae. Gene Ontology annotation, molecular function: RNA polymerase II cis-regulatory region sequence-specific DNA binding; DNA-binding transcription factor activity, RNA polymerase II-specific. Gene Ontology annotation, cellular component: nucleus. Gene Ontology annotation, biological process: regulation of transcription by RNA polymerase II. The record is from RefSeq and is a predicted model, not a curated record.